Thalassophryne amazonica is the source of this 2787-nucleotide messenger RNA. It is a transcript of the gene wdr25, whose product is annotated as WD repeat domain 25. The coding region runs from base 68 to 1681 and encodes 537 amino acids. NCBI's taxonomy places the organism in Eukaryota, Metazoa, Chordata, Actinopteri, Batrachoidiformes, Batrachoididae. The transcript is spliced from 7 exons. The record is from RefSeq and is a predicted model, not a curated record. Gene Ontology annotation, molecular function: protein binding.
GGAUGAGGUGUCCAACGUGCAUGGACUCUGAUGAUGGACCUCUGCCAGUGUAAAGGUAAAACGACUUAUGCUUCUCGUACACAUCCAACACCUGAUGCAUAUCCCUGCAGAAACAUCAAUAACAACAGCAACAAGAGAGUGUCAUGAGGAAAUGUCUGCAUUGGUGGCCUAUGAUGAUUCUGAGUCAGAAGAUGAUACUUUGAAUCAAUCAGAGACAGGAGGAUCAUCAUGUGUUCAUACUGGAUCUAAAGUUGGGGUUUGUAAUUUGUCAGAAAUAACCCCUGUUACCCAAAACCUCACAGUUGGCUCUGACACAUCUGCAUUAGAAACCCAUGGAACUGUCUCUGAGACAAGCACAUCUUCACGACUUGUACUUUCACAGACUCAGACCUGUUUCAGCAGGGAUAUUAAAUGUUCUGUUGGUUGGACAGGACAAGAUGUGCAUGCACGUGAUACUGGAACUCCUCUGAAUUCACCCGGAAUUGUGGAUGAGAUCUCUGCUGUCAACACUCUUUUUCAUAUGCCACAAAACUUUGACAAUGGGUCAAAACAUGCAAAAAGGCACCAUGCUGCACUGUCUGGUGUCAGACCGUACAUUCCCAAAAGACAGAGGCUUGCCACUUCAGUAAAGAAAGUGGACCCAGGAGAUUUUGUCCCAGGAAAUCAAACCAGAGAGAGUCAGAUUCUCUCAGAGGUGUCAGUCAGAGUGAAGUCGUAUCUGACUCAGAAGCCUGUCAGGGCAGGGAUACCGAAGAGGCCUUUGAUGAGCCUGGGGGGCCACCAGGGGCCUGUCAACGUGGUGAAAUGGUGCCCAGUGCCUCACCUCAGUCAUCUGUUGCUGUCUGCCUCCAUGGACAAGACCUUUAGGGUGUGGGAUGGUGCAGAAAGUGGGCGAUGCCUCAGGGUUUACGCUUGUCAUUCGGAAGCUGUGCGAGAUGCCUGUUGGACCCCCUGUGGGCAACUCCUCCUCACCGGCUCAUUUGACAACACGGCUGCGAUAACAGACGUACAGACAGGACAGCAGGUAGUGAAGAUGGACAAUCAGUCCAAGGUGAUGUGUGUGGUCUUCCAUCCCGCCAACCCCAACGUGUUCCUGUGUGGAGGUUACAGUUCAGCAGUCAAAGCCUGGGAUUCUCGCUGCUCCAAGGUGGUGAAUGUGUAUAAAGCAGGGAUCCAGCAGACCUUGGAUAUAUUGUUUCUGAAAGGAGGAGCGGAGUUCAUAACGAGCUCUGACUGUGUGAGCAGAGACUCUGCUGACCGUACCCUUAUUGCAUGGGACUACCAGACAACAGCAAAAGUCUCCAACCAGAUAUACCAUGAGCGAUAUACAUGCCCUAGCCUGGCUCUUCAUCCGGUGGAGGAGUCCUUUGUAGUCCAGACCAAUGGGAACUACAUGGCGCUGUUCUCCUCACAGAAGCCCUACAAAAUGAACAAGAGGCGGCGAUAUGAAGGACACAAGGUGGAGGGAUACGCGGUGAGAUGUGACUUUUCUACGGAUGGAACUAUACUGGCAUCAGGAAGUUCGACCGGAGCCGCACACUUCUAUGACUACGAUAAUGUCCGCAUGCUGCACACUCUCCCCGCCCACAGCCAGCCCUGCCUGGGUGUAUCCCAGCAUCCCAUUCUGCCUGCGACAGUGGCCACUUGUGACUGGGCAGGUGAGAUCAAGAUCUGGCACUGAGCAUGGUGACGGGACUAUAAAUACUGACUAAAACACAACUGCAGGUCUCCCGGAAGAUUCAGAUGUAAAAAAAUAAGUUUGGCGCAUCAACCUUCAAGACUUCUAUUAAUUUAUGAGCUUGUACUUGCACAACAUCAUAGAUAUUAUUUUGUAAAUCUUACUGUAAAUAUGUUAUUUACAUUUGGCCUAGGGGGGUUAUGUCGUGGCGACGUCCGUCUGUCUGUAUGUCCGUCCAUCCCAAAAAGGGUGUUAGUAUUCUGAAAUCAACUUCUCUCACAUUUUGGGAAGAAUUUCAUGAAACUUGGUACAACUCCUUGUUAUAGGUUGGUGAUGCGCAUAAUAUUAUAUUGUUCCAGUUGGGCCCAUUUUAUCACAGUUAUGGUCCUUGGAUUAGCAAAUCUGUACUCCGUCAGUUUCAUGAGUAUGAUGAAUUCAACGCCUGCAUUCUGAAAUCAACGCCUCUCACAUUUUUAGUAGGAAUUUGGGGAAACUUGGUACAAUUCCUUGUUAUAGGAUGGUAAUACACAUAUUGUAAUAUUGUAGAAGGUUGACACAUUUGGGCAGAGUUAUGGCCUUUGAUUAACUAACCUAGACACCGCCAGUUUCAUGAGUCGGUGUCUGCAUUCUGAAAUCAACUAUCACAUCACAUACCUUGAAAUGUUAUCAGACUGUAGCAAGCAAUUGUACCAAAGCAGCAUUUGCCAGUGCGGGAUAUUGUACUUUCACAUCACUCUUGUUUAGAUUGUUUUAACAUUUUGCAGUCCUGUUGUGUGAAAUGUAUUUAAUGAAGGAUACACUGCAAAUAUUUACUCAUAUUUAAUAUAUCAGAGUUAAGUUUUAUAAUCUGUCCCAAAGACUGAAAUGCCCACAGACAUCAUGAUUAUUGGUUUUUGUAUUCCACCACCACCCAUCCCUCUCCCCCCAUCUAAGUGCAGCUAAGGAACAGUAUUGUUGUAUUGUUCUUCAUCACUGCUUUCUCUUGACAUUUACAAAUAAAUGGUGUGUUGUUUUUGUUUUUAUUCAUAAUUCUACAACACACAUGCCCAUCACUCUUUUGUCUUUUGUUUUCAAUAAAUUUUAUAUUUUCUUUUUAAAUUUAAUAAACA